GUUUCACUUGACAAUGGGGAGAAAAUUAGAAUAUUUCAUAUAAUAAAAUACAAAAGAAAUAGUGAGUGGAUGAUGUCAUCAGUCUCCUCAUUUGCAUACCGACCAGGAUGUACAUAUAACUGUUUUGUGAAAUUAAGCGGAACUUUAAAAUGUCAUAACUUUCUUAUUUUACAUCCAAUUUUGAUGAAAUUUUCAGUGUUAUGUUUGUUGGAUUUUUCUCUCUUUAUUCAAAUAAACUUUAAAUUGGGGUGGACUUGUCCUUUAAUGACAAAGGAAGCUGUAGUAAAUGGAAUGUUUGUAAACAUCAUCUGUUAAACCCCUUUUCUUUUUCUUAUUUUCUCUUUUACUCUACAGUUCUAUUGCCAUAAUUACGUCACGUUUCUCCAAGAGAUAAAUGAGUCUACUAGCGUUCUGUGUGGGACAAACUCCCUUGCUCCGACAUGUGUUAUGUUCCCUACAGUGAGCAGUAACUUAACAGCAGGUAUUAACUGGCCUGCAGCAGGAAUGUCGGCAUCGAGCCCAGACCAGAAAGCUAUGACCCUUAUCAAAGUUAAAGAUGGUAAUAUGGUCAUAUAUUCUGGAGCGCCAACGAAGGCUGAAUACUCUUAUGCCUUCAGUCGUACUAUAAUGUCUGUGGAUAUGCCUAACAGCACCCCUGAAAGUGUGGUUAGGACAAAUACAGAUGUCUCAACCUGGAUCGAAACAUCAUCAUCAAUGGCUCCCAGUUUUAUUGGGGAUCCAAUCGAGUACAAUGGGAAGGUGUACUUCUUCUUCAGGGAGGAGGCUGUGGAAGCAAAGAAUGUGAACAAAGUGGUCUACUCCAGAGUUGGACAAGUCUGUGAGGUAAGAAGUUACCCCCUUCUUUCCCCGCCCCCCCCAUCUUUCCCUCCCCCUCCCAUUUCCACCCUCUACAGAUUUUUCCCUCUUUCCCUGAAGAUUAUCUGUUCAAGGAUUUUUUGGUAAAUCCUUCCUGCUUAUUUAGUUUGUAUCUUGGUAUGCUAUAGCAUUUUUAUAAUAUUUUGCAAAUUUUUUUUUAAUGACAUCAGCUAUUAGACAUCUAUCAAGGUAAUAGCUCGACACAGCCACAGAUAAACCCUCCCUGCUUGAGGCUUGGACAGACCAAAGACUAAUAUCCAGACAUCCACUUGACUCUUCCACCCUGUUCUUUCAAAAUCAGUUGCAUGUGAUCACCCUUGCUAUCAAAAGAGGGCAGGGAAACUGGCAAAGAAGAAAUUGGUCAAAUAGGUGGAUUCCUCACCUUCCAAAUCAGGGAAAAGUACAUAUAUUCUGGGUCCAUAGCAGACUCAAAACAUCAAAUGUAAGUCUGAAAGUCCAAUAAGUUCUUCUGAAUAGAUGAAAAUAAAUUGGCUGGUGUGAAGCAAAAGUACUCGCCAAAGAAAAAAAUUAAUGGGUAUAGUUUACAAGAGCUGUUUUAUGGUUGCAGAGGAAGUGAAAGCAAGAUGAAUGCGAAUUCUUCUCCAUAGAAUUGUGAAUGCUCUGUCACAUGGUCUGAAAAGUACAAGAACCUACUAGUUACUGAUCUUGUUUGAGAAGAUACAUGUAUGAGCCUUCAAAAUAUGUAAGGUAUAUGUAUAGGAGGGGGGGGGGGGAAGGCUAAUAUGAAUUUGAUAAAUCAUAUUAUUCCGAUCUGGGAGGUUUGACUGUUCUCAGUUCUAAAGGGCCAGUCCCUUCUCAUGCUUUAGACCAGUUAAUCUUCCCCAGGUUCAAACCAAGUUUAUCGUAAUUAACCAGGCUUACAGACAAUCUCAAGGGCUUAAUAGUCAAGGUUAGAUGCAAGCUUGUGGUUUGCAUAGAGCUGGAAUACAUUAAUUCAUUUCAUUCUCUCAAUGGAUUUUGUAGAUCUGCCUCCUUACAUAUGGUUUUCAUUGCAGAUAUCUCAUUUCAAUCCAUUCUUCUCAGAUCAGUGGGUUUAAGUUCAUAUUGGGUACAUACUGAAUCAACUAAGGCAGAUAUUAGGUAGAAUUGAACCCAAAGUACAGGUUGUCUGGAUAAAAAGCUAUAAGACAUUGCAUUUAUUGAAGAAGAUAAUAUUUCUAGUCAAACCUAUUUUUAUUAGAGUUGUGUAAGGUAUAGUUCCUACUUCCUAGAAAGCUGUCUUUAACAACUCCUGUUUUCAACUUGGUUUUUGGACCUCAGGUAGAAACCUUCCCUGUUCAGCAAGUGACAUUUUAACAUCUACAUGUAUUGUUUUCAUUUCUAACCAUUAAAACGACUCACUUUUGUGUCAUUAGGAAUGUAAAGACCCGAGGAGGUUGUGUUAAGUGUGAGAGAGUGCUAACCUGAGGUAGGAUCUGAUGAAUGAAUUUUUAAAGAGGAGGGGAGUAUUUGUUAUUGAAUGACAAAAAGAAAACCUAAUCAUUCCCCAAAGUCAUAAUUAUCCUCCCUCGUGGAAGAUUAUUGGUGUCCAAUGUCUUCCACAAUCCUCUUGGCUGGCACUCACAGACUGAGUUUCCUGUUGUACCAACUACUCAUGGGGAUUUGAGUAGCAUAUCAAGUUCAUAUACUGCUACAGUAAGAAAUAUCCCAAGAAACAAGCAUUUUUUUUUAAUUCUCAAGUGCUGGGAGGAGAAGGAAAAUAUUUGCCUGGGGUAGAAAACUGUUCUUAAAUACCACCUCCAUUUCUGUAUUUGCUUGAACUGUUUGCAUUAAUCAAACCACACUGAAAAGGGAUUUUGUGGUAUAAAACUAUUGUAAUAUUUAGUGGGGUCAAUGACAUUGGUAUUCAUAAUCACAGCUAUUUUCCCAAACCUCAAUCUUUUCGAAUUAGGGUACUUUCACUCUUUGAGUUUAACCAGUCAAUAUCGGCAUAGUCAUCUGCUCAUGUACAGGAAUUUAGAUAUUUGAAGUUUUUUUUUUCAAAUUGGCAAAUAUUCACCAUUUUUUAUCUAAAAUUUUGUAAGAUUAAACAAUUUUGGAAGGAUUUGAAAAAAAAGUUUUUUGGAGUAUACAGAAAACUCUCAUAUGAUUGGACUACCAACCUUGAACAGAAAAGCUCUCAUCUACAUGUACUCAUGUGAACUUGACUUGGCCUUAGAAAAUCUACAGAAAAUCUUAACUACAUAAUGAACAUUGGAAGAAGCAUACAGAAUUUAGUUUUAAUAUAUUUAUGCUGUGACACAAUGAAUGCAAACAUUUUCUUCUCCAAUCUUGCUCUUUACAUGAUUUUUUUUCACCUUGGCUAAUAAUAAAUGAGACCUAGAGCCUAGAGGUACAUUUUAAAUAGUGUGAGCAGUGUGUAUAAUAGAAAGGUAAUGAGGUAAAUAAUUAUCUCUUUGAUUGAAGAGUUUUCCAGUCAGUUAGUCAUGAUGUGAGGAGCUGAUACCUGUAUGGGGAAUACAGAUGUAGAUUCAUGAAUUUCCCUGCUGCCUUCCAUUGUUACUUAUCGGUCAUUCAUAAAUCCUUUUGGUCCUGUCCCUGAAGUAUGUUUAGGGUUUAAUUAUGAUAUCUGGAAUAGGAAUUUUAACAGGCUAUAGCAAAUGUGUGGAUAUGAUAAUUUGUGUCUGUUUUUCUUUUGUUUGAAAUUACUUCUCUUUUGUUCAUCAAAGAAAUAUACACUGUACAUGUACAUGUAUAUCUCGCUUCAAUCAAAUUUAGUGGAAAUAUGGGGGAAAUACUAAAUAGACACAUGCAAGGAUUAAUGAGGAUGCAAAUUUCCUUAGAUUCAAGUAUCUAGUUUUAUGAUACUGAUGACUAAAAAUGUUGAAAAAAUUCUGGAAGAAAUCUGAUAUUGG
Lytechinus pictus (painted urchin) is the source of this 3752-nucleotide messenger RNA. RefSeq names its product semaphorin-2A-like. Lineage: Eukaryota; Metazoa; Echinodermata; Echinoidea; Temnopleuroida; Toxopneustidae. Bases 448 to 963 code for a protein of 171 amino acids. Gene Ontology annotation, cellular component: plasma membrane. The transcript is spliced from 4 exons. The record is from RefSeq and is a predicted model, not a curated record. Gene Ontology annotation, molecular function: chemorepellent activity; semaphorin receptor binding. Gene Ontology annotation, biological process: neural crest cell migration; axon guidance; negative regulation of axon extension involved in axon guidance.